AUGGCACCGGUCGCAUGCUCGUGCCGGGCCGACGCGCAGCUCGCUCAGAAUGGCUGUCGCCGUCUGAGCAUCAAGCCCGCGCCGGCGCCGCGCCUGGGCGGCGGGGCGCCGCGCCUUGGGUGCGUGGUUCCCAAGACCGGCGUAUUCGCGCGCGGCCGUCCGACGCGCGUGUCGUCUCCGCUGCACGAUGAGUCCAUCAAGUCGAUGGACGAGUUCGAGCCGCCGUACGCCCGCCUCAGCGUCCCCGUCUGGAGCCUGAGCACCAAUGGCACCUCCUGCUCCGAGGGGAGCUCCGGGUGCGACCCGAACGGCUCCGAGGAGGACGACACGCGCGAUUCGAUGAACAUCGUCACCUAUUUCACCCCAGUUGCGAUCAACCCGGAGCGCGCGGCCGUGAUCGGCCUGUACCGCCACACCGUCUCGUGGCGCAACAUGGGCUUCCACCAGCGCGGCGUCCUGCAGCUGCUGGGCCCGCAGCACGACAGGGCGGUGCACCUCCUCGGGAAGACCUCCGCGAACGACGUCGACAAGAUCGACGCGCUGGAGGACCUGGGCUACAAGGUGACGCAGUGGGAGGGCCACCGCGUCCUGAGCGACGCCCUGGCGUACAUGCUGGUGGAGUAUCUGCUGCCGCCUGCGUCGGACGUGAUCAGGGCCGGGGACCACGACGUGGCCGUGUGCCGCAUCGUCAAGUGGCAGACGAACGAGGAGCCCACCAAGGCGCUGUACACGGGCAAGCUGCGCGAGGAGGGUUACCUGUAG
Pedinophyceae sp. YPF-701 is the source of this 762-nucleotide messenger RNA. Lineage: Eukaryota; Viridiplantae; Chlorophyta; Pedinophyceae. The record is from the annotation of a GenBank genome assembly.